Messenger RNA from Octopus sinensis (East Asian common octopus), 1602 nucleotides. RefSeq names its product zinc finger protein 239-like. Gene Ontology annotation, cellular component: nucleus. The coding region runs from base 1 to 804 and encodes 267 amino acids. Gene Ontology annotation, molecular function: RNA polymerase II cis-regulatory region sequence-specific DNA binding; DNA-binding transcription factor activity, RNA polymerase II-specific. The transcript is spliced from 3 exons. The record is from RefSeq and is a predicted model, not a curated record. NCBI's taxonomy places the organism in Eukaryota, Metazoa, Mollusca, Cephalopoda, Octopoda, Octopodidae. Gene Ontology annotation, biological process: regulation of transcription by RNA polymerase II.
AUGACUGUGAUGUGUCGUAUUCAUACAGUAGAGACACCAUAUUCUUGUGAUAUCUAUGGUAAAUCAUUCACUCAAAGUGGGAACUUAGCUAAACACAAACGUUUCCAUACAGGAGAGAAGCUAUAUCAGUGCAACAUCUGUGGCAAAUCUUUCUCUGCCAGUAGGAACCUAACUACUCAUAAACGUAUUCAUACAGGAGAGAAGCCAUAUCAGUGCAACAUCUGUGGCAAAUCUUUCUCUUCCAGUAGUAACAUAACUAAACACAGACGUAUUCAUACAGGAGAAACACCACAUUCUUGUGACAUCUGUGGUACAUCAUUCUCUCAAAGUGGGAGUUUAAAUGCUCACAAACGUAUUCAUACAGGAGAGAAGCUGUAUUACUGCGACAUCUGUGGCAAAUCUUUCUCUCUUAGUAGUAACCUAACUACACAUAAGCGUAUUCAUACAGGAGAGAAGCCCUAUCACUGUGAUGUCUGUGGUACAUCAUUCUCUCAAAGUGGGAACUUAACUGCUCACAAACGUAUUCAUACAGGAGAGAAGCUGUAUCAGUGCGACAUCUGUGGCAAAUCUUUCUCUCUUAGUACGAACCUAACUAGACAUAAGCGUAUUCAUACAGGAGAGAAGCCCUAUCACUGUGAUGUCUGUGGUACAUCAUUCUCCUACCAAAGUGCUUUCAUUUCUCACAAACAUAUUCAUACAGGAGAGACACCAUAUUCUUGUGAUAUCUGUGGAAGGUCAUUCACUCAACAUGGCAACUUAACUUCUCACAAACGUAUUCAUACAGGGAAGAAGCAAUCCCACUGAUAUUUGUGCUAAAUCAUAAUCUGUAAGGGGUGACUGAACCCUUUACCAUGCAGAUUAUUCUGUCGAAUGUGAGGGUUAUUUAUUCCCAUUAUUUUCAAUUUGUCCUGCAUUAACCCACAGCUUUCAAAUUUUGAUGAUAUGAUUGUGUAUUUUCACAAUGACAUUGUAGGGUAGGUGUAAGAAGCCGACUCUGACUACUUUGAUCAUAAAAUAGGUAGAAUAUUUGGGCCAGAUAUGGCUGGUUUAAAUUCUAAAGAGUGGACACUAGAUGCACCAAGUUGUCUGAUCUGGCAGUGUUUCUACAGCUGGAUGCCCUUCCUAAUGCCAACCUGUCUGUGAGUGUAGUGGGUGCUUUUUACGUGCCACCUGCACAGGUGCCAGACGAGGCUGGCAAACGGCCACGAUCGGAUAUUUUAAAUACAGUCCUGCCCUGUCUCACUGUAGCAUUGCUCUCCGCUAGUCCUGACCUGUAUGUUCGACCCCCAUUCCCUGUCUUACUGUAUUAUUGCUACUGGCUUGCCCUCAACCUAUGUCUUCCACCCACAUGUAACAAGAAAACUUUUUACACACCCUGCCCCCAACAAACCAAUCUACAUCUCUUUUUCACAUUCCUUCCAUACACUAUGCCUACCUCUCACUCCCCCAAUCCUGUCCUCAUGGUGCUGUUCAUCUGUAUCAUUGCUAUCCGGUAGCCCCCUGACCCUAUAUAAUACCCAGGUUGUCAUCACUCAACACCCCCUACACUCUAAUCAUGCUUCCUUUGCAGUAUCCUAUUCCUUUACUACCCACAAGGGGCUA